AAUAAAAAAUAAAAAGACCUGCGGGGGGCAGCAGUGCGCCGAGGAUGCCGGAAACCACCGAAGAAGAAGAAGAAGAAGAAGGCGCGCGCUCCUUCGAAGGCUUUCACACUAAACUUUGACGUGAUCGAUUCAUUGAUUAGGAUCAAACUCGAAGAGGAUCAGGAUGUUGAAUGAGAAGAAAACAAGUGCUCCCGCUGAUCGCGCUAACAUGGUGGCUGCCACAGUCUUCUUGCUGGGCGUGGGAACCCUGCUGCCGUGGAACUUCUUCAUGACCGCCUCCCAGUAUUUCAACCAGCGGCUGCUCCCGCCUCCUGCGGCCAACGCGUCGUCGGGGGCGACCGGCGCGGACUACAACUACGACAGCUGGAUGGCGCUGGUUUCCCAGCUGCCUUUGCUGCUCUUCACGCUGCUCAACUCCUUCCUCUACCGGCGGGUGAGCGAGCGCCUCCGCGUGGCCUUCAGCCUGGUGGCCAUCUUCCUGCUCUUCUCCCUCACCGCCGCUCUGGUCCACGUGUCCAUGGAGCCGCCCACCUUCUUCACCGUCACCAUGGCGACCAUCUGGUGCAUCAACAUGUUCAGCGCGGUCCUGCAGGGCAGCCUCUUCGGGCUGGUGGGCCUGCUUCCGCCCGGUUACAGCACCCUCUUCAUGAGCGGCCAAGGUCUGGCCGGGAUGUUCGCCGCCGUCGCCAUGCUGUCCUCCAUCCUAGGGAACCCGGAUGUGGAGUCUGCGGCGUUGGGAUACUUCAUCACGCCGUGUGUGGCCACGCUGGGAACGCUGCUGUGCUACCUGCUGCUGCCUCACCUGACGUUCGCUCGCUUCCACCUGAGCAGGCGGGAUGAAGAGGAGGACACGAUGAAGACGAAGGUUCUGCUCAGCAGCGCAGACGAGAAGGAGCGGGUGAGCGAGGACCACGGCGAGCGCUCCUCCGUCCUGCUGGUCUUCAAGAAGAUCUGGAUCAUGGCGGCCUGCGUCACCUGCGUGUUCGCCGUCACGCUGUCCGUGUUCCCCGCCAUCACGGUGCGGGUGGAGAGCGUCUACACGCACAGCGCCACCUGGGGUCACAUCUUCACCUGUGUUUGCUGCUUCAUCGUCUUCAACGCCAUGGACCUGCUGGGCCGCAGCGCCCCCUCGCUGGCACAGUGGCCACCAAAAGACAGUUGGCUUUUUCCCGCCGCCGUCGCGUCCCGCCUCGUCUUCGUCCCUUUGCUGAUGACCUGCAACAUCCCCCACUCCAAGCUCAGCGUCUUCUUCCGUCACGACGCCGCCUUCGCCGCCAUCAUGGCGCUCUUUGCCUUCUCCAACGGCUACCUGGCCAGCCUCUGCAUGGCCUACGCCCCCCAGCUGGUUCGUCAUAAAGACUGCGAGACUGCAGGCUCUCUGAUGACGUUCUUCCUGGUCCUGGGCUUGGCCAUUGGAGCGGCGCUGUCCUUCCUGCUCGUCAAGCUACUGUAGACCUACUUCCUGCUCCUCGUCAGUAUACUGUACACCUACUUCCUGCUCCUCAAUAUACUGUAGACCUACUUCCUGCUCCUCCUCAGUAUACUGUACACCUACUUCCUGCUCCUCCUCA
Molecule: messenger RNA, 1571 nt
Organism: Entelurus aequoreus (snake pipefish)
Lineage: Eukaryota; Metazoa; Chordata; Actinopteri; Syngnathiformes; Syngnathidae
Product: equilibrative nucleoside transporter 2-like
Exons: 13
Coding region: 164-1453 (429 amino acids)
Biological process (GO): adenine transport; thymine transport; uridine transmembrane transport
Cellular component (GO): basolateral plasma membrane; plasma membrane
Molecular function (GO): nucleoside transmembrane transporter activity
Source: RefSeq, a predicted model, not a curated record